ACUAUCUUGACUGGUAUUUGUGUGGAGUUUGCCUGGCACAGAAUUAAGCGCGUAUUUCAACUAUAAUGCGCUUUGCCAUUUAUAAACUCCAUAAUUUAUUAUAUACUAUUACAAAUCAUUAGAAUUUGUUGUCGUUUGGCUCAUAGCAAUAUGCAUAACUCAAGCAAACUAACGCAAGCGCAAUUAGUGGGGAGAAUUAAAUCUGUCUACUGCAAAGAUUUUGUAUCAUAUUCGGAAAUUACAUUCUUCCCAAAAGAGUACUUGAAUGUCUUGACAGGACCAAAUGGAACUGGAAAGUCAACAAUUGUAUCUGCAAUCAUUUUGGGCUUAGGAGGCGAACCGCAAUUACUAAAACGCUCCUCUAGUAUCUCAGAUUACAUAAAAAGCAGUAAGAGCACUGCUACAGUUAUUAUCACAGUUUAUGGAAGAGGAAAUAACUCCACAGAAGCAUUCAAGCGCAUAAUAAGUGACAACGGACAAUCUCGAUAUUUUGUGAAUUCUAAGGAAUUAUCAAAAACCAAAUUCGUGGAUAUUAUUGCAACCUAUAAUAUUCAAGUCAGUAAUUUGUGCCAGUUUUUACCACAGGAUCGAGUUCAGGAUUUUUCAAAAAUGAAUCCUCAAGAGCUUUUAGUGAACACCAUGGCCUCUGUGUGCGACAAUGAGUUAAUACGGUGCUUUAAUGAUUUAAAAGAAAUGCGCAAAACACAGUCAAGUGCUCAUGACGACAGAGAGCGGGAAAAAGAGAAGCUUCUGAAAGAGCAAAAGAGAUUGGAACAGUUACAAAUUUCGGUAGAUCAAUACCAAGAGCGUCAAGGAAUACAACAUAAGUUAAAUGUAUAUAAGGCAAAAAAAUUAUGCGUUGAAAUGUCCGUGGGAAAGACCAACAUUGAUGAUUAUAAUAGUCAAUUGAUUAAAGAGAAAGUUGACUGUGAAGCUCAAAAGAAAACGUUUGAAAGUAAAAAAAGAGCACAGGAAGAAGUUAUGAAAAAAUCUUCUAUAUUGGAAAAAAAAACGACAGAGCAAGUUCAGCUAAUUAAUAAAUCCAUAGCUACUAAAUGUGAUUUAAUUUCUCAACUGGAAACCAUAAAACAUAAAAUUAAUGAGAAUAAAUGCGAUUUGGAGAGAAACAUACAACAGUCAAUCGAAAGUAUAAGCGAAAUGGAGAAAAUAAAGUUGUUGUUAGAAACCAAACAACAUGAAUUGCAGCAAUUCAGUAAUGACAAAAUGGAGGUGUUGAAUGAACUAGAACAACAAAAGAAAACAAUAGUAACAACUCGUGAGAUAACGAUGAAUCAGUGUAAUAAGCGCAGAGAAUUUGAAACUAUGUUAAAUGAUGAAAAAAUUCCGGAAAUUACGGCUCUUACUCACAAGAUAGAGAGACUGCAAAAUAUGAAAUCACAAAAGAUUGAAGAGUUGCGACAACGAAAUCCUAACGUGGUCAAGGCUAUGAACUGGGUAGCUCAAAACAAGCAUAAAUAUAAAUGUAAUAUUUAUGAUCCCAUGGUAUUUGAAUUAAGCAUCAAAAGUGAUGAGGCAGCAAUGUAUUUAGAGAAUGUUGUUAGACAACGCGACUUAUAUGCUUUUGCAUGUGAGGAUAAAAUCGAUAUGUCGGAUCUUAUUAACGAGCUAUGCGUGAAGCAAAAGCUAUCCGUAAAUGUUAUAUAUUGCGGUCCAGCAGACAGAUGCUUGUUUACGUCUAGAGUUCCAAUUACAGAAAUCAUGCAGAUAGGAUUCACUUCGUAUCUUGUUGAUCUGAUCUCUGGGCCGAUACCAAUAAUAAACAAGCUAUGUGGGACUUAUCAAAUUCAUAAUAUUCCCAUUGGCAAAGAUGAAGUUAGUAAUUUUACUUCCAGAGUUCCAAAAUCCAUUCGAAUAUAUUUUGGAGGCACCAAAAUGUUUUCUGUGACGACAUCACGAUAUCGCCCUGACUCUAUAUUAACCGAAAGCACAGUUCGAAGAAAAAAUCAACUUAUUAGCCUUGAUUCAACACAGUUGACGUCACUUAAAGAAAGAUACUCCAAAUUAAUAUAUGAAAAGGAUAAAAUAAGAAACAAUUUACGAGAGAUCGAUAGCGAAAUUGAUCGCUUGCAGAUAGUUUUUCGAGAAGAAGGAGAAAAAAAGAGAAAAAUUGAACAAAAAUUGACGCAUUAUGGAAAUCUGGAGACUGAUGUGAAAAAGCUGCAGAUGAAAGUUGACAACUUAAAUAAAUCAAUCUCUUCAUUGGAGACCGUAAAAAAAACAUUCCAAAGAGAUUUGCUAUCAGAUUUAAGGAAAAUUCUUAAAAUUGAAAGCAAAUUAAUCAACAGUGUAGAGACUGCAGAUAAGUUCCAGACAAAAUAUAAAUUGAACGAAGCAAUUAAAUCAGUCCAUAAGCAACAGCAUGAAUUGCAAAUAAAUGCAGUCAAGGAAAGUCAAGAGAUCUACAGAAUGGCUAGUUCGAAAGUCGAAAAAUUGACAGGAUUACUUCAAGCUCAGCUACAAGAAAUUUCCGCUAAAACCGUGGAAGUGAAGCGGUUGUGCAACGGCCAACUUCCGUCAAGCGAAAGUUUUCCUUUUAAAAGCGAUUUCGAGAAAAUAUUAAGCCUUAGCUUAGAACAAAUUCUUGAAGCCAUAAUCGAUUUUCAGGCAAGAUUGGAAUGCAUGAAAAAUUGUGAUUCUGAGGUACUUACGAACUAUCAUCAACGCCAAGCCAAUGUGGAACAAUUAAAGAAAUCAAUCGAAAACAAAUCAAUCCAAGAAAAAAACGUAGAAGCCGAGAUAUUAAAUGUAUUCAAUAAAUGGGAACCUCAACUUACCCAAUUAAUUGAGACAAUUAACGCCAAGUUCAGUGAAUUUAUGGAUUCUAUCGAAUAUGUUGGAGAAGUGGUCUUGUCCAGAAAAGAAGCGAUCGACUUUGAAUCGUACGGCAUUCAAAUAAUGGUCCAAUAUAGGAAAGAUGCAAAACUACAAACUCUGGAUAAAUAUAUACAAUCCGGUGGAGAACGUGCUGUGGCCAUAGCAAUAUAUUCGUUGUCAUUGCAACACGUUACUCAUGUGCCAUUUAGAUGCGUUGAUGAGAUUAAUCAAGGCAUGGAUGCCAAAAAUGAGCGCCAUAUUUUCGAUUUACUUUUGAAAGAAGCUACUAAACAGGGAUCUGCCCAAUAUCUGUUUGUAACGCCGAAGUUGCUCCGUGACCUGAGUUACAAUCAACACUUAUGUGUCUCCGUAGUUCAUAACUCUGGAUCCAUUAAACCAGAUACAUAUUUUCCACUGAAUUAGAUUAAUUUAGAGUAAUAAAGUUAAGCUUUGUAUUGCAUUCAAUAAAAUUUUAUUUAAUACCGGCUGA
Molecule: messenger RNA, 3325 nt
Organism: Drosophila grimshawi
Lineage: Eukaryota; Metazoa; Arthropoda; Insecta; Diptera; Drosophilidae
Gene: SMC5
Product: structural maintenance of chromosomes protein 5
Exons: 17
Coding region: 151-3258 (1035 amino acids)
Biological process (GO): double-strand break repair via homologous recombination
Cellular component (GO): Smc5-Smc6 complex
Molecular function (GO): ATP binding; ATP hydrolysis activity
Source: RefSeq, a predicted model, not a curated record